AGAAGAGACACAACCAUGCGUGAAUGCAUUUCUAUUCAUGUGGGCCAAGCUGGGGCUCAGAUUGGUAAUGCAUGCUGGGAGCUGUAUUGUCUGGAACACGGGAUCCAGCCUGAUGGACAAAUGCCUUCUGACAAAACUAUUGGAGGUGGAGAUGACUCAUUCAACACCUUCUUUAGUGAAACUGGGGCUGGGAAGCAUGUUCCUAGGGCAAUCUUCGUUGACCUGGAACCUACUGUCAUAGAUGAGGUGCGUACAGGAACUUACCGUCAGCUAUUCCAUCCUGAGCAGCUGAUCACAGGAAAAGAAGAUGCUGCAAACAACUACGCCCGUGGACACUACACCAUAGGAAAGGAGAUCAUAGAUCUGGUUCUUGACAGAACACGUAAACUGGCUGAUCAGUGCACUGGCCUGCAGGGUUUCCUUAUUUUCCACUCCUUUGGUGGAGGCACUGGCUCUGGAUUCACCUCCCUGUUGAUGGAGAGACUCUCUGUUGAUUAUGGGAAAAAGUCAAAGCUGGAGUUUGCCAUCUACCCAGCUCCUCAGGUUUCUACAGCAGUAGUUGAACCCUACAACUCCAUCUUGACCACCCACACCACCUUAGAGCACUCAGACUGUGCCUUCAUGGUAGAUAAUGAGGCCAUCUACGAUAUCUGCCGUAGGAACCUUGAUAUUGAGAGGCCGACCUACACCAACCUGAACAGGCUGAUUGGCCAGAUUGUCUCUUCAAUCACCGCUUCACUUCGCUUCGAUGGAGCUCUGAAUGUUGACCUGACGGAGUUCCAGACCAACUUGGUGCCUUAUCCUCGUAUCCACUUUCCUUUGGCCACCUAUGCUCCAGUCAUCUCAGCUGAGAAGGCCUACCACGAGCAGUUGUCUGUGGCUGACAUCACCAACACUUGCUUUGAACCAGCCAAUCAGAUGGUCAAGUGUGAUCCUCGCCGUGGUAAAUACAUGGCCUGCUGUCUGCUGUAUCGUGGUGAUGUCGUUCCCAAAGAUGUCAACUCAGCCAUUGCUGCCAUCAAGACCAAACGCACCAUCCAGUUUGUGGACUGGUGUCCCACAGGCUUCAAGGUGGGCAUCAACUACCAGCCUCCAACUGUGGUUCCUGGUGGAGAUCUGGCCAAAGUACAGAGAGCCGUGUGCAUGUUGAGCAACACCACAGCCAUCGCUGAGGCCUGGGCCCGCCUCGACCACAAAUUUGAUCUGAUGUACGCCAAAAGAGCCUUUGUCCACUGGUAUGUUGGAGAGGGGAUGGAAGAAGGAGAGUUCUCAGAAGCCAGAGAAGAUUUGGCCGCUCUGGAGAAGGAUUAUGAAGAGGUUGGUUCUGACAACGUAGAUGACGACAAUGAUGAGGAAUAUCUCCUCUUUUUUCUGCACUUCUUCCUUGUGUCUGAUUCCUCAGCGUUGUUCGUAGGACAAGCAGACAAAAUGCGUGAGUGUAUUUCUAUGCAUGUGGGCCAAGCUGGAGCCCAAAUGGGCAAUGCAUGCUGGGAGCUGUAUUGUCUGGAGCAUGGAAUCCAGCCUGAUGGACAGAUGCCCUCAGACAAGACAAUUGGAGGGGGAGAUGACUCAUUCAACACCUUCUUCAGUGAGACUGGGGCAGGAAAGCAUGUUCCCAGGGCCAUCUUUGUUGACCUGGAACCUACUGUCAUAGAUGAGGUGCGUACAGGAACUUACCGUCAGCUAUUCCAUCCUGAGCAGCUGAUCACAGGAAAAGAAGAUGCUGCAAACAACUACGCCCGUGGACACUACACCAUAGGAAAGGAGAUCAUAGAUCUGGUUCUUGACAGAACACGUAAACUGGCUGAUCAGUGCACUGGCCUGCAGGGUUUCCUUAUUUUCCACUCCUUUGGUGGAGGCACUGGCUCUGGAUUCACCUCCCUGUUGAUGGAGAGACUCUCUGUUGAUUAUGGAAAAAAGUCAAAGCUUGAGUUUGCAGUUUACCCAGCUCCUCAGGUUUCUACAGCAGUAGUUGAACCCUACAACUCCAUCUUGACCACCCACACCACCUUAGAGCACUCAGACUGUGCCUUCAUGGUAGAUAAUGAGGCCAUCUACGAUAUCUGCCGUAGGAACCUGGAUAUUGAGAGGCCGACCUACACCAACCUGAACAGGCUGAUUGGCCAGAUCGUCUCUUCAAUCACCGCUUCACUUCGCUUUGAUGGAGCUCUGAAUGUUGACCUGACGGAGUUCCAGACCAACUUGGUGCCUUAUCCUCGUAUCCACUUUCCUUUGGCCACCUAUGCUCCAGUCAUCUCAGCUGAGAAGGCCUACCACGAGCAGUUGUCUGUGGCUGACAUCACCAACGCUUGCUUUGAACCAGCCAAUCAGAUGGUCAAGUGUGAUCCUCGCCAUGGUAAAUACAUGGCCUGCUGUCUGCUGUAUCGUGGUGACGUCGUUCCCAAAGAUGUCAACUCAGCUAUUGCUGCCAUCAAGACCAAACGCACCAUCCAGUUUGUGGACUGGUGUCCCACAGGCUUCAAGGUGGGCAUCAACUACCAGCCUCCAACUGUGGUUCCUGGUGGAGAUCUGGCCAAAGUACAGAGAGCCGUGUGCAUGUUGAGCAACACCACAGCCAUCGCUGAGGCCUGGGCCCGCCUUGACCACAAAUUUGAUCUGAUGUAUGCCAAGAGGGCCUUCGUCCACUGGUAUGUUGGAGAGGGAAUGGAAGAAGGAGAGUUCUCAGAAGCCAGAGAAGAUAUGGCUGCUCUGGAGAAGGAUUAUGAAGAGGUUGGCACUGACAGCAUUGGAGAGGAGGAUGAAGAGGGAGAAGAAUAUUAAGCGGUUAAGCAUUGCCACACUUCCAAAGUUCAACUUUAAACAUUCUGAAAUGUUCAUGAAGCCUGUUUUCUGCAGCGUUAAGUCUCAAAUGGCUUAUGAAAUUGCUCAAAGGUUCAAAGUUUUGCUGCUGAAUAAAGUGAAUUAAAUAUGAAA
This is a messenger RNA of Nothobranchius furzeri (turquoise killifish), 2934 nucleotides long. RefSeq names its product tubulin alpha chain. Gene Ontology annotation, molecular function: structural constituent of cytoskeleton; GTP binding. Gene Ontology annotation, cellular component: microtubule; cytoplasm. Lineage: Eukaryota; Metazoa; Chordata; Actinopteri; Cyprinodontiformes; Nothobranchiidae. The record is from RefSeq and is a predicted model, not a curated record. Gene Ontology annotation, biological process: mitotic cell cycle; microtubule cytoskeleton organization.